Messenger RNA from Frieseomelitta varia, 555 nucleotides. RefSeq names its product histone H2A-like. The transcript has a single exon. The record is from RefSeq and is a predicted model, not a curated record. The coding region runs from base 138 to 512 and encodes 124 amino acids. Gene Ontology annotation, molecular function: protein heterodimerization activity; DNA binding; structural constituent of chromatin. Gene Ontology annotation, cellular component: nucleosome. Lineage: Eukaryota; Metazoa; Arthropoda; Insecta; Hymenoptera; Apidae.
UGCGAGCUGGCACGUCAUUGGUCGUUUGGUGUUCGUAACGGUUAGUGUAUAAAGACACGGUUGGAAAAUAACUGGCAUAUUUCUCUUACAUCUGUUAAAGUGCAUUUGCAGUACUUACUCGAUUUUCAACGUGAAACAUGUCUGGCCGCGGCAAAGGUGGAAAAGCUAAGGGAAAGGCGAAGUCUCGUUCCAACAGAGCUGGCCUGCAAUUCCCUGUUGGUCGCAUACAUAGACUUCUUCGUAAAGGAAAUUACGCAGAACGCGUUGGUGCAGGGGCACCAGUGUACUUGGCAGCCGUCAUGGAGUAUUUGGCGGCAGAAGUGUUGGAAUUGGCGGGAAACGCUGCCCGCGACAACAAGAAAACAAGAAUUAUUCCACGUCAUCUUCAGCUUGCCAUUCGUAAUGACGAGGAAUUAAACAAAUUGCUCUCCGGUGUAACUAUUGCUCAAGGUGGUGUCUUACCGAACAUUCAAGCAGUUUUGUUGCCAAAGAAGACUGAGAAAAAAGCUUAAUUUUAUAAUCAUUUACAAAACUGGCCCUUUUUAGGGCCACAAA